GAAAAAUAUCAUUGAGUGAUUAUAAUAGUUUUAGGGCUGGCUCACAGGGCCAACGGCUGCCCAAAUUUUUUUUUUGUAGUAAUAACAAAUGAAAAAAUUCAUAAUUUUAUAUUUUUACACAAAAACAAAAAAAAAUUUUCACUCUCUUUUGAUAAUCACACAAUGAUCGCGAAUGUUUAACGAAAUAAAUGCACUGUUUGGACAAUCCAUCCUUUCUUAGAAUAUAACUAUAAGAAUAAUAAACCCCACUUCGAGAGACAUUAAGAAUUCAUUAUGUUUGACUUGGUUGUGAUAUGUUAUUAUAUUGAAUGAAACGAAAUUACCACAUCAACUGUACAUCUAGAAAAGUGGACGAUUUUGACAUAAGACAUGUAAGGAAUUAAAAUGUCUGUCAAUGUCAUUCAAGUAAUCUAUAGUGAGGGAAACAAUGAGGUAAACCAGUCGUUUUCAUUCAGUUGUAAACUUAACGGCGACAGAAACAAGAGUUGUUAUAACGAUGGAUGUUUUCAAUGCACCCUGCUAUAGACUAAUGAAGUACUCUGCUAAAAUUAUAGGUAUAUGGCCGUAUCAGACUCGUCGUAAAAGGAUAAUGAUAAUAACUAUUAUUUGGAUAUUUGUCUUUGCGCAACUUAUUCCACAAAUUAUAGCUCUUGCGAUGUAUGUGGAUGAUCCAGAUGUUCAAUUUGAAGCGUGUUCAAAUAUGGUGAUAUAUUUGGGAGCGGCAAUAAAAUAUAUCAACGCAAUGUAUAAAUCAAAUCAGAUGAAAAAACUAUACGAUAGAAUAAUAAGUGAUUGGAAAUUGGUGAAGAACGAAGAAGAAAAAAAAAUACAACAGAAGCACGCCAAACUCGGUAAUAUGCUCUCAUCUUCAUGGGCAGGAAUCGCAUAUUGUUCAGCGACAUUUUUUGUAUUGGACCCGAUUGUCCCGAAAUUUUCGAAACUAUUAUUUAACAUAAAUGAAACUGAUCCAUAUCAAUUGCCUCUUCCGUUGGAGUAUAUUAUUAUUGACAGAAGGAAGCAUUACUGGAUAAUGUUGUGUUUUACAAGUUUGAUGGUUUAUAAUGUUAUAAUAAUUCUUGUUUCAUGUGACAUUGUAUUUAUCAACUUAGUGCAACACGCUUGCGGACUAUUUGCAGUUACAGGAUAUCGAAUAGAGAAUACACCAAUCGAUAAAAAUGAUUCCGAAGUUCGUAAAGGAACCGAUUAUUCACCAAACUCGAAAGAUGUUCCUUACAGACAUUUGGUAUCUUGUAUCAGGAGCCACAGGCGAGCUUUAGAAUAUGCGGAACUUCUUGAAAGCUUAUAUUGUAUAAGCAUGGGAAUGGUAGUAGGACCCAAUCUGCCACUUAUAAGUGUCACCGGAUACCAGAUCACUUGUGUAUGUCAGCUCAGUGGAUAGCAUCGAGGACUUUGAAUCGGAAGGACGCAGGUUCGAGCCCAGGAGUUAUCGGGAUUUUUUCAUCAAAAAAAAAUAUGUUUACUUCCUCUAAUUAAUGCUCUCAAUACAAUAGAUAACAUUCUCGAUCGAAUUAAAAUUCUCUCAUUUUUUUGUGCAAUUUAAUAUUGAUUUUAAAAUAAUUGCUAAUAAGGUAAUCCUGAUAAGGAUUUGAUGAGGAUAUCCUGGUAAGGUCCUGAUAAGGCAAUCCCGAUAAGGACCUAAUGGGUCUUAAGCGUUACAUCCAUAUCAGGAUCCUCGUCAGGACACUCUGAUCGGGACCUUAUUAGAAAUAAGGUUAACCCGAUAAGGACCUCGUCAGGCCCUUAUGAAAAAUUCUAGUCGGGAAUAACAUAGAAAAAAUUUUUUUUGUGUCUUCUGAUUUUUAUAAGUUGCUAACGAUGCGUCAUAGGAAUAAUUGGCAGGCAUAUUUUUGUAGGUGAUUGAACGCUGAAGGCAAUAUGUUUUUCUUCAUUUACACUCAUAUAUAUAUAUUUUGAACUUAGAGAUCGUUGUUAUACAAAAAGAGGAGAGGUUGUUAGACCUCAGUGUUAAAUAAUAUUAAAAGAAUAAGUUAGUCUAAGCUAAAUCUCUUACGAGUGAAGACAUACCCUAGAGCGCGUAUUUUAAUAAAAGAUAUAAUAUUCAUUUGUUUAAUAAAUUGAUUUGUUUCAUUCACGAUAACCAUACCUAAAUUCCCAACUGGUUAUGGGCCCAGAAUACGCCGUGUAUUAAAAUCGUGAAAGAAAGAUUAAUUUAUCAAAAGAAAAAAUUGA
Molecule: messenger RNA, 2211 nt
Organism: Microplitis mediator
Lineage: Eukaryota; Metazoa; Arthropoda; Insecta; Hymenoptera; Braconidae
Product: odorant receptor 67c-like
Exons: 7
Coding region: 497-1399 (300 amino acids)
Biological process (GO): detection of chemical stimulus involved in sensory perception of smell; sensory perception of smell
Cellular component (GO): plasma membrane
Molecular function (GO): odorant binding; olfactory receptor activity
Source: RefSeq, a predicted model, not a curated record